Molecule: messenger RNA, 1987 nt
Organism: Pomacea canaliculata
Lineage: Eukaryota; Metazoa; Mollusca; Gastropoda; Architaenioglossa; Ampullariidae
Product: penicillin-binding protein 4-like
Exons: 5
Coding region: 459-1955 (498 amino acids)
Source: RefSeq, a predicted model, not a curated record
ACUUGCUGACGCAUCCACAAACUACGUAGGUCACCUUGAUAUACCCGGAGGUGGCUGAUAAGCUAUGUCUACAAGUCUCACCUGGACUAAAAUCAGUUUUUGGAUUACCUCAGUAAUCAGCCACCGCAGGGUACAUCAAGGUGACCUACGUAGUUUGUGCAUGAAUCAGCAAGUGCUAGCAUUAUAAAGCGGGUUGAUUAACAGCUGUCACCGUUUGGUUUCAGCCUGGAACUCUACAUACAUUUGCGGAAAGCAACAAGAUUUUCAGGCACAUGCAAUCGGCACUAGAGAAAGAUUUGAAAGACUAGCCAGAUUCCCACGUCUCUACAGGACAGCAACGAUGUCCGACUGUCCUGACACUACUGUGUCUCUGUAGCCUCACCUUGUGGACCACCGCGGACGGCAAGGUGUUGACUCCACAACUGACUUCAAAAAUUGAGGCGUUCGUGGAGAACCUCAUGCAGUGUCGUAAAGGUGUCGGCCUUUCGUUGGCCGUUGUCAAGGGUAACGAGACCUGGACUCGAGGGUUCGGCAUGGCCGACAAAGCCUCUGGACGACCGGUCACUUCCUCCACGUUGUUCUACAUCGCCUCAGUUACCAAGGCCUUCACAUCAACCCUCCUGGCCAUGUUGAUUGAGGACAGUCAGGGGAAGUACACGUGGCAGACUCCAAUCAAAGACAUCCUUGGCAAUGACUUCAAGCUUGCAGACGAGUAUCUCACCAGUCACGUGACAAUCAGGGACAUUCUGCUUCACAGGACAGGCCUGACUUCUUCCGGCAUUGCGUUAUUAUCAGGAUUCCCACCCACAGUCACCAGAGAACAGUUUACAAACCGACUUCAGUAUCUGCCGCCAUCAGGACUGUUUCGUGACAAGUUUAACUACAACAACUGGAUGUACGCACUGGCCGGGAGGGUCGCCGAGGUGAUGGGUGGAGCAUCCUGGGAGGAACUUCUCCAUCAACGCAUCUUUUAUCCGCUGCAGAUGAAUGACAGCCGGGUCACCGGGUACAAUGUGGAGGUGGAUGCGGACAACUUUGCUUUGCCUUAUGUUCAGCUUAGGAAUAAAAUUGUACUGUCUGACCCGGUGAUUUACAAAACACAUCCAGACGAACCUGCUGGCGCAAUCGCUUCUUCGGCAGACGACAUGGCGAAGUGGUUGUCAUGGCACCUACAUGGAGGAGUGACGUCAGACGGUGACGUCCUUCUAAGUACGACAACUCUACAAGACAUGUACACACCUCGCGUGAUCACGUCUUCUCUCCCCUUACAGAAGUCCAAGUAUCCAGUCACCUACGAGACCUUCGGGUAUGGUUAUGCCUGGGAGACGUCUUCUUACAGAGGCUAUCCAGUGAUCUGGCAUGACGGAUCAUUUCUUAGCUACAAUACUCACUUGUCUUUUAAUAAAGACCUUGAUCUUGGCAUAUUCAUCGCGUCCACUGGUGAUAAACCCUCCGAGGUGACGUUUAGCUUCCAGGAGAUUUUGUUCUACAUAACUGAUCUGUUCCUUGGAGAAGAACCUUGGCUUAAUACAACAAACGCAUGCCAGUUUCCUCAGCCAUGGGUCAACACUACGGGUCAGACACCUUCAAAUGACACAAAUAUUGUCCCUGGAGACAUCGAAAAUCCUCAAGACUUUGUGGGACAAUAUGAGAACAGGUUGUUUGGAAACAUUGUCGUAGCUCAAAAUGGAAGCAAUGAACUGUUAGUGACCUAUGGCCGUGUAACAGGCAAACUACAUAAGACGAAAGACCGCAAUGUUCUCAUGAUGGACAUUUAUGGCCUUUUUGAGUUCGUAACACAUCCAGGAGAUAGUGUGCAGUACCUUAACCUGACCUUUACAAGAGGAGAUCAGAACGAGAAGUACCAGCAGCUUCUGGUUGGUCAAACAGAGACUUUGGUUUAUUCGCGAACAAAUGUUUCUGCUCCUACAGGUGACACACUCAUUGGGCGUUAAAGAUGGUCGCCUUAUUUAUUGCUAUAAUGAUC